Porites lobata is the source of this 6297-nucleotide messenger RNA. The record is from the annotation of a GenBank genome assembly. NCBI's taxonomy places the organism in Eukaryota, Metazoa, Cnidaria, Anthozoa, Scleractinia, Poritidae.
AUGUCGAAGAAGACGAAACACCGAAAAAUUAUGAUCCGUGUGAAUGGCCAAGCCAACCAGGGAGGUCGAAAAGAAAUGGAAGAUUUUAAACGCGUAGUUUUUGACCGUAACCCGGAGCAAGCUUUCUUCGCUAUCUUUGAUGGCCACGGUGGAGGAGACGCCGCCGAUUUCGCCAGGAAUCAUCUAUGGGACACGAUAAAGCAACAAAAAGGGUUCUACUCUGGCGAAACAUCGCGAGUCACCAAGGCAAUAAAGGAUGGGUUUGUGGCUACGCACCGAGAAAUGUGGAAGCACCUUGGUAAGUUAGUUUCCCUUUCGUGUCAUUUCGCGUUGGAUACUGAAACUUGUGGUAUGGCUAAAACAGAUACACUUCAUGAUUCGAUUUGGGGCAUGUCAUUUGUCGCUUUUCCUUGGAUCGUAUAGAAGAUUAAGAGAUAUCUUUGGCAGUUUGUAUAUAUCCCGCCAAAAUUGUUGUUUGGAAUUAUUCGUGACGUUGAAAAGCGACUCGUGCAUGAAUAUAUCCUGUUGUCUUUCAAAGCUUUUCAUAUGCAAAACACCCAUGCUUGUUUGUAGAAUGAAAGCCAAGUAAAAAAAAUUGCUCUUUCCUGCCGAAAUAAAGUAAAGAGCAUUUUUACAGAGAAUGUUUUUUCUUCUGUAAAAGGUGUAAAAUAUGUCGUUUCCUUAAUCGUUUUUACGCGUGAUGGAUCACUACAACGAAGAAAUUUACUAAAAAUGUUUUGAACCUAAUUAAAUUGUCUAUUGCGUCACAAUGACUCUUGGAAAUUCAUUAAUUUUUUUAAAAGCCGAGAACGGGCUGUUUUAAUUAUGUGGUUUAGGCCAGUGAAGGAAAAAAUUCAAAAAUCGAAAAUACAACCGCUUGGUCCGAACUUAGACCGGAUGUUGGUAAUCAAUCUUUUGUUUUUAGAACCUGUGUCUCUGCAGGGUGCUGAGGGCCCUGUUAGCACCUGUCAAUCAAAUAAUUGUUUCCUGUCACGCUAGAAUAAGAUGUGACAGGAGUGAGUUCAAGUCGAUCGGAGUGGUCACAAGCUGAAGCUAGUGGAACGUUUUUUUUUUUUGUAGAACUCAGGAAUAAAUUGUUCAAAAAUGGUAUAACAAACCAGGUUUCUUGAAUUGUGAUCCACUUGCAUGGUACAGCUGUGUCUUCAAGACUUUUCUGGAUAGAGAAUGGAAUCUAGAUGCUUUUUUCAUUUUUAUCUAUAUAUUUUUUAUUUCGGAACUGUAGUUUUUAAAAAUACUAGUUUCCCCGUCUUUAUAGUCGAAGGCGCGAUCCAACUUGUCUACGGUAUGGGUGUGACAAAAAGCACUGACAUAUCACUCUGAAAUGUCACGCUCAUAACAACCCCCGGCGAUGUUUGUGUAACGAUAUCAGAUUAAAUAUUUGAACAACAAACAUAUCACUACACCACGAGGAGCCUCCUGACUUCGCACAAAUUGCUCGUUUCACUGCAAUACUUUCCAAAUGAAAUGCAAGUGAACGACAGACAUGCGAGUCAUGCAAUCUCUGGGACACAGGCUGGUCCGAGGAAAAAAGGGAACAAAAACCUGAAAACCUGACUCGAUAAAAGCGUAUGUAAGGAGGUCCAGGCUUAUGUUUCUUUUCACAAUACCGUCAAUGAUCUAAUUGACGCCCUCUCUCAAAUAAACGCCUCUUGUCUAAUAAACGCCCCCUGUAUUAGACGCCCCUCAGACACCCCAUGUGACAGUCACUCCAAAAUAUACCAGGGUUUAGCAAAAUGGAGCAAAAUCAUUCAAGUGAUUUAGUUUCCUCUUUGAUUAGAAUAAACAACGUUUUGUGCAUUGCAUCUUUUUUAAUUUCAAGUUCAAAGUAAGGAUAGACUAUAAACGAUGACAACACAAUUUCCCUGUUAGCAGAGGUCUGUUAGGACGAGGCCUCGUCGUGCGAGACCUCUGCUAGCAAGGAACAACACAAUGAUCCUGACUGAGGGUUCUUACAUCGAAGUUGAGAUUUGUAAGAGCGACACGGACAUCAACUGAUGCAAUGAAUAUUCCGCUGUUUUUAAACUCGUCGAAAGCAUAUCAGUUUUGAAGAGGUUGAUAUAAAAUUGGAAAUAAACGCCACUUUUCUAUUGAACGCCCUUUCUCUCUUGGACCCUAGCCUGCAUAACAGACGCUGUAUGAGGCAAGCGAGGCGAACGGGGCACUUUGCGCGGAGCGCGAAACGAUCGCGAAGCGCGAGAGACGCCGCGUUCGCCUCACGUGGCUCAUAAAGCGUCUGUUAUGCAGGCUACUUGGAGCCCUAAAAUUAAAUAAAAGCCCGGGCGUGUAUUAGAUCAUUUACGGUAUUUUACCUUAAGAAAGAGGAUUGUUUAAUCAGGGAUAACGUUUUCUAGACCAGGCUCCCGCUUAGACGUUUCUGUAUGUUUCUGCAUAUUUUGAACGCAUUAUGAUUCAUUUUUAAUGCGACAAUGUGGUGAUGAAACAUCUUUGUUUAUUAUUUUGUAACUGGAUUUAACUGUUCCAUUCGUAGAUUCCUGGCCACGAACAAGACACGGCCUUCCGAGUACAUCGGGUACAACAGCAACUGUUGUAAUUUUAAAGGGUAGAACGCUGUACAUAGCCCACGUGGGCGAUUCAGGCGCAGCCCUUGGAAGGUUAAAUCAGGAGAAAAAACUCCAAGCCGUACGCCUUACGGCCGAUCACAAACCCGACGUUCCUUCAGAAAAGACUCGGAUAGAGUCAGUUGGUGGUCAGGUUCUCUCCCGGAACGGUGUACCACGUGUGGCGUGGGAGAGACCCGUCCAUCAUGGCCAUAAGGGACCAGUUCGAAGAAGCACACAACGGGAAUCGGUGCCAUUCUUAGCUGUUUCAAGAGCACUUGGUACGUAGGACAAAUGAAGUACUAUUUUUGACGAAUAAAGACCUUUGAAAUAUAUAGGAGUCUGGGAAAACUACUUUUUUUUCUGCUUGAUGAUCCAGUAUAUUCGUUGCCACGGAAAUCUUGAACUCUCAUUUUCUCAGAUAUUUUUAGAGAGUCAAAUUCCCCCCUCGCAAAUUUGGCCCGUAGUGGUCGGUCAGUUAGUCUGUCAGUUCGUCAAUCAAAUGAUGAGUUACAAAAUUAGCCCAGUAGAUUUGCGGUCAAACUGCUGUAAUUCUGAGGCCGUUCACAUUUCUUCCCUCAGCAGUGCAGACAGCAAAAAACCAAUAUGAACCCGAAGCUUAGUCCAUUGUUGGGAGCUCUUCAGAGAGCCUGCUCUCAGGCUAAUAUAAAUAUACUUGGUCUUUUCUAAACAGAAACUGUGGCCAGUUCUGCGUCGACGAGAACGUGAAACACAAGACCUGACAUCCCGUGUGUUUACGAUAGCCUGUUCCAGGCGUUCGGAUGGUGGGGAGGGGGCAAAAAAUUAGGGCGCCGGCGAAAAAUUGACGACGGAAAAAAUAGUCUCCCCUCGUUUUUUCCCCUCGUGUUUCUUUUUGCGCCGGCCGCGUACGAGUUAACUUGCUCCCCACUAUCAAACGCCUGGAACAGGCUAGUUUUAUACGAUGGCCAGUUAACUUUUAUCGACUCAGUUGAAAAUACCAAAUUCUUCUUGCUGUGACGAUAAGCGUAAGAACAGAUUGCUGUUAACAAAACUAAUAACAUUGAACAUAUUUAUUUAAAAUGCAGGUGAUCUGUGGAGUUUCAAUUAUUAUCGCAGCGAAUUCAUUGUCUCCCCAGUCCCUGACGUUCGGGUCCACAAACUGACACCUGGAGUGGACAAGUUUCUGAUCAUAGCAUCUGAUGGACUGUGGGGGGUGAUGAAAGUAGAUGAGGCAGUCAAAUUUGUUCAUAAUUACGACCAGGACGAUAUAUGCAAAAUGGGGGACGUGUCACACAGGUAGGAUCAGUGAGGGUCUCUUUCGUUCUGUUGGCCCACAUAACGACGCAGUCUAUUCUUUUAUCACUACAUUUGGGCGUAUAAACUACUGAAUCCAUGAUAUAAAGAGCGGGUCAUUGGAGUUAGGUAGCAUGCGAGCAGGCUCACUCGAGGGAGUUCGGGGAAAAUUUCGGCGGCGAGCCCGCCAGUCGGCGAGGAAGAGUCACUUUUCCUUACCCUAUUCUUCUCGCCGGCUUUCCCAGCACGCGCCGCCAAAAUUUUCCACAAACUCUCUUUAGCGGGCCUGUCCGCAGGCUACGUGAUAGGUUUUUUGUCACGUGGUAGGAUCGUUUUCGCUUUCAGCAUGUUUAAACUUGUUCAGUGUUGUUGAAAGUUUUGAUCAUUUGACCAAAGCGCGAGAUAGCUGAUGGGCAGCUGCUGAAGUGGCUUGUGCCAGGUUUUCAGAUAGUAGGGACACCAGCAAAAUAAAACAAGCCAAGUGAAAAUAAGACCCGCGCGAUCUGGGAAAGGGGCAGAGGCUUAUCUAAAAUGCAAAAUAGUUGUACGUCGACUAAUUGGCUGUUAAAGUAUUUCAAUUUGCGAAACGGGUGUACUUUUGACGUGAAAUAGUGACCAACGUACACUCCACUUAACCUAUCUUCGUAAUUUUGGAACUUAGACAUCUUUGAUCAGAAUAAUCAGGUACCAGAACUUUUUCCAGCCAAUGAACAGGCGUUCCGGUGAGGGGGCAAAACCUUCCCAUCUUCUUGCGUUUUUGCGUCUUCAAUUUGCCCCAACAGCUUACCCUCACCGGAAAUAAUAAUAUUUCCGGUGAGGGUAAGCUGUUAGGGCAAACUGAAGACGCGAAAACGCAAGGAGAUGAGAAGGAGAGGGUCCCGCUCCCCUUUUUCUCCCCCAACUUUGGUCAAACUCUCACCCUUGCCUAUCAUUGGCUACCAAGCACCGUCUGAAGCUUUUUCGAGUUCAUAAUUUUAGUGUCUUAUAUUCUUUUACUUUACCAACAGAUUAGUUUAUCGAGCACUGGCAAAAUGGAGAGAGCGGGAAUUAAGAGCAGACAAUACAAGUGUUAUUGUAGUGUUCUUCGAUGAAACACCUCAGGUCGAACCACCAGCGAAAAAAUCAAGACUCGACACCCCCGAUAGCGAAGGCGAUACAACAGAGGGGGAAGCGAAAGAAUCUACGGAUUCCGCUCAAGAAAGCGAUAAAACUCCGGACCAAGACUCCCUAACAAGUACAAAACCAACUCUUGUGAGAAAACUGGCUUUUCGCUGUUCCAACCCAAUGCAGUUUAAUUCUUGUAUGAAUCACUUCUCGAACACUAAUUCAGCAGCCGGACUGCUGUCAUCUUUAACUUCUUCAAACAAUGCUAAUUCUUCGUCAGUGUGUAAUUGUCAGUCGUAAAUAUAAAUUAUAAGGGCGUUGAGUUAAAAAAAUUGUUUUUCCCUCCUAUAAGUGAGUUUUUGAGAACGCUAAUAAGUUCGUUAAAAAUUCAGUCGUGGACAGUUCUUUUUUUCCAGCUGCGUCGACGGGUAAAGAGAACAAUUGAAUGCAAUAAAAAAUGAGCGACUGGGGAGUCCGCAGUCUUCGCUCGUUUACGCCCUCGCUUACUGUCGUUAGAAAUUUGUAGAGCUCAAGUUCUCACUUUUGGAGGAAGAAUUGAGAGUUCCUAACUAAGAGAACUGGCUUUCCAGAAGCCUUGUCUUUAAAAUUCCUUUUAAAAGACUUAAAAAAACUAAAGGCUCAACCUUGGUCAUGCAUUUUUAAAGGUCCCAAGAAGUGGCUUCUCCUAGUUAUGCUCUUUGCUUUGUAGUAAACUGAAUUUCGUACGUGUGUAUAUAGUAUAUAAAAAUCACAUUACACUCGCGGCGAGCUUUUAAAUUCCUCAAAUAUUUGUAAUAUAUAGGAUGAAAUAUUCUUUGAGGGGUAAUACGCGUUUCACGAUAUUUUGUAACAAUCAGUGUAGAAAAUAUGAUUCUUUUAAAAUCAAUUUUAAUCAAAUUUUCAAAGUCGAACACUCUUGUAAAUAAUAUUUAAAUGUAUCGCUACUAAGCUCCAAAAAUACCGUGAAAACUUGAAGCUUUCACCUUGAUAAAUAGAAAAUAGCUGUUAGGUGUUUUCUUACAAGCUGAAAACACAUUAGAUUGGUGCCAAAACGAAAUGAACUAUUUUUAGGCACUGUGCUUGGCACUACAGUGUGUCGUCAGAGGGAGAAAAGGUUAAAAUUUGGUUAUAAAAUUGAAGGCGUUAAAUGUAUUACUAGUAUGGCAGGACCAGAAAUAAAAAAGGAAUGAACUAAGGCACAAAAAAGGUGCAAUAGUGUCGAGGCUAGCUUUUUCUUUCCAGCACUUCUAGAGAACUUUUUCACGGUCGUUAACUACAUGUAUAGUGCGAGCUGUGAGAGAAGAAAGGGCAGUCACUCGAGUGUGCGCAGAAAGAGUUU